This is a messenger RNA of Dromaius novaehollandiae (emu), 2600 nucleotides long. It is a transcript of the gene ZNF467, whose product is annotated as zinc finger protein 467. The coding region runs from base 427 to 1896 and encodes 489 amino acids. Lineage: Eukaryota; Metazoa; Chordata; Aves; Casuariiformes; Dromaiidae. The record is from RefSeq and is a predicted model, not a curated record. The transcript has 4 exons.
GCGGUGGGGCUGGCGCGGGGCAGGGAACGCCUCGCAGCCUGGAGCGAGCCGCCCGGCACAGCCCUGCGCAGCGACGUCGCCCGGAGCCAGCGGGCAGCGAGCGGAUGCGCCUUCCCCUCGUGCAGCAGGCAAAGCACGAGCGCUGCGGGUCGGUGAUCUCGCCUGGACACGGAAGAAACGUUGCACGUUUGUAGCACGAACGAGCUGCCUCCAUCUUCCCGCGCGGGCUCGAGCGGUGCCCGGCCGUCCCUCCCGCCACGGCUGCAGAAACGGAGCCCGGGAGUGCGGCAGCGGCGCGGCAGAGCAUCAGCCCGGUCCCCGGCGUGGGCCGACCCGAGCUGCCUCUUGUUGCAGGUCCCGCCGGUGCAGACACCGUUGGACCUUUCCCCCCGAGCAGCGGCAGCGUGGGAGUGACGCCGGGCCACGAUGAGGGAGAACUACGACGCUCUGCUCGCCCUGGGCUCCCCCGUGGCCAAGCCGGAGCCCGUCCCGCACGCGGAGCCGGCGGAGGAGGCGUGUGCCCGGGCGCAGGGACACGGCGCGGAGACGGAGGCGCCGGGCUGCGCGGGCGCAGCGAGGCUGGUGGUCCCCAAGUCGGAGGCGAUGCCCGAGGGUGACGGCGAGGAGCAGCCGCGCGGCGAGGACCGGGGCGCAGCCGCGGAGCAGGCAGGCGCGGAGCCAGAGGCCUGGCUGGUGCGCGUGGUGAAGGUGGAGGAGGAGGAGGAGGAGGAGGAGUGGCCAUCCAGUCCGGGCGCCGCAACCCCGCACGGGGCCGCCUGCAAGCCGGAGCCGCCGAGCGCGGAGGAGCCGGGCCGCGGCGUGGCCUGGCCGCCGCCGAGCCGGGAGCGCCCCUUCGCCUGCGCCCAGUGCGGCAGGGGCUUCGGCAAGAAGGCGCACCUGACGCGGCACCUGCGGGUGCACACGGGCGAGCGGCCCUUCCCCUGCGCCCAGUGCGGCCGCCGCUUCCGCCAGCGGAUCCACCUGCGCUCGCACCUGCAGACGCACACGGGCGAGCGGCCCUUCCCCUGCGCCCAGUGCGGCCGCCGCUUCCGCAAGAAGACCCACCUGGCGCGGCACCAGCGCACGCACACGGGCGAGCGGCCCUUCGCCUGCGCCCGCUGCGCCCGCGCCUUCGCCCACAAGCAGCACCUGCUGCGGCACCUGCGGCUGCACGGCGAGGCGGCCCCGGCCCCGGCCCCGGCCCCGGCACCGGCACCGCCGCCCCCCGAGCCGAAGCCCUUCGCCUGCCCCGAGUGCGGCAAGAGCUUCAGCUGGAAGAAGAACCUGGCGUCGCACCGGCGGCUGCACGGGGAGGGGCGGCCCUUCGCCUGCGCCGAGUGCGGCCGCGGCUUCGGCGACAAGCGCCGCCUCACCGCCCACCUCCGCGGGCACGUGGGCCUCCAGCCCUACGCCUGCGCCCGCUGCGAGGCGGCCUUCAGCCGGCAGCCCCAGCUGGCCGCGCACCUGCGGGCGCACGCCGGCGAGCGCCCCUUCGCCUGCGCCCAGCGCGGCCGCCGCUUCGGCGCCCGGCCCAACCCGCCGGCGCCCGCCCGGGCCCACGCCGGCGCCCGCCCCUUCGCCUGCGAGCGCUGCGGCCGCCGCUUCGGGCGCAAGGCGCACCUGGCGCGGCACCAGGCCGUGCACACCGGCACCCGGCCCCACGCCUGCGCCCAGUGCGGCCGCCGCUUCAGCGCCAAGACCAACCUGGCGCGGCACCAGGCCGUGCACACCGGCCACCGGCCCUACGUCUGCACCCAGUGCGCCAAGCGCUUCAGCAGGAAGACGCACCUCCUGCGCCACGAGCGCACCCACGCCGCCGCCGCCGUGCCGGUGCCGGUGCCGGUGCCGCCGCCGGGCUGGGCGCCCCGCGAUGCCGCGGCCGCCGCCUGCAGCUGAGCCGCAUCCCGGGUGCCCGCGCAGCCCCGGCUUCUCCGAGCAUCGCCACCGGCACCGGGGUGGAGGCAUGCUCCGGCUGGAGACGGGUGCUGCCGGCAGCCCGGAGCUGCUCCGGCCGGCUGCAGUUCCCGGCGCUGGGCUCGCUCCUGCUCGUCUUCAGGGCUGUCGUGGCUCCUUGCAGCCUCAACAGCCUCCUGCCAGGCAGCGGGAUCUGGCCUGCAUCCCUGCUCCCCGCAGAGGCACCACGGGCAGCGUGUAACACGGCGAGGGGCGCAGAGGGUCCGUGGAAAAGCUCCGGUCCCGAGCCGGUCCUGGAGGCCUCUGAGCAAGGACUGAUCCCAGCAUGUCAAAUCCCUGCAGCUGGCUCGGCCUCGGAGACCGGUUCCCGCGCGCCGGGGUUGCAGCGAGGGGGCUGCACCCCGCGAGCAUCCCCCGAGCCCAGGCGGCACCGGGAUGCAGGCGGCAGCGCUCACGGCCAUGGGCUUCGCGGAGGUGCCCAUACCCAGUGCCAGCCCCACUGCCCGUGACGCUGGCCGGGCUGCCACGGCCCCGGUGCGGGUGAUGCCCCGUGCAGCAUCGCCCCAGGGCAGCUCCCAGCGGGCUGGGGCACGCGGCAGGGCCCAAAACGGUGCUGGGGCCCCUGCGUCCGGCCGGCUCCACUGUGGCAGAAACACGUAGUAAAAAGAAAUGCGAAUAGCAUCUUC